Didymella exigua CBS 183.55 is the source of this 495-nucleotide messenger RNA. RefSeq lists its product as uncharacterized. The transcript has a single exon. The record is from RefSeq and is a predicted model, not a curated record. Lineage: Eukaryota; Fungi; Ascomycota; Dothideomycetes; Pleosporales; Didymellaceae. Bases 1 to 495 code for a protein of 164 amino acids.
AUGCCACAGCACUCCUCAACACCCUCCACCACCAAGCCUCCCUAUCCCACCCACACAGCAGGUGAGGACGAAUGGGCGGAUGAGCUCAGCCCACUCCCCCAAGAUCUCCCGCCCGCGGCGCCAACGGGUCGACGCAUAACCAUCGUGGCGCGCUCCAUCCCGCCCAGCGACAUCGCAAUCCUCCCCUCAGAACGCGGCAGCCACCCGUUCCAGCGCAACGGUUCUAUGGCCUCGGUGCUUAGCGCCCUGUCCUUGUCUCAGCGCUCAAACCAUCGACGUAGUCCGUCCACGACGUUACUUCUUGACACGCACAAACUCCAGCGUACGACGUCCAUGGCAUCUGGGCGCUCGAUGGGUAGCGCGAAUAGCCGGCUUGGACGGGUGGCAGAGGACUUCUAUGGACGUAAGGUACUUGGGUGGGCGAAGGAUAAGCAGCGCUCGAUUGGGCAGUAUCUGCGUCAAGUGCAGAAUCGGGGGAAUCAUAAGGGACGAUGA